AGCGUUCGUAAUAAAUGUCGAAAUGUUUCUCGAAAGAGUCGGUGUGGAAAUGGAAUUAGAGACAAUAUUUAUUUCCUUUUAGUGGAAACGACGUCGUUGUUGGAAGUGAAAGAUUUCCCAAUUUCUCAUUUCUCAUUUCUCCAGUCUUCCGUCUCAUUCUCAAAGGAUCAUUUUAGGUGUGGAAGAGAUGUCACUGGAAGCUAAAGCACUUGGACACUGUGGAGUUGCCGGAGCAGUGCCUCUCUCAUUCCGCCGCUCUCUCUCUUCAUUCCCUACUUGCCUGUCGUUCCACAGUCCCGUUACCCGACGAUUCCAAUCCUUGGCGGUUGUUAAGAGAAGUCCUAAACGCCUCAAGUACUUGGCUCCUCGCUUAACUAAGGAAGAUGGAUUGCUCUAUGUUCAAGUUGAUCAAUUUGCCUCCGAUUCCUGGAAGUUGGAUCCAGUUGUUGAACUUCUUAAACGAGGAGCUGUUGGAGUGAUUCCCACAGACACUGUGUACGCAAUAGUUUGUGACCUGAGCAGUCAUUCAGCCAUUGAACAUCUUCGUAGAAUAAAAGAGAUAGAACAUUCAAAGCCCCUUAGUAUCAUAUGUCGAUCUUUCCGUGACAUAGAUACAUAUACAACUGGAUUUCCCCGUGGUAAUGCCCAAGGUCUUACAGAUAUUUUUCGAGCAGUCAAGCACUGUCUGCCCGGUCCUUACACUUUCAUCUUAACUGCGAGCAAACAGCUACCAAAACAAUGCACGAGAUACGGGACUGCAACUUCCAAAUAUGCUUCAAGGAAAAAUGUUGGUGUUCGUAUACCUGAUGAUCCUGUCUGUCAAGCAAUCUUAGAAAAGCUGGAUGGACCUCUGAUAUCCACAAGCGUCAAGUCACCAAAGGCGAAUGAGUGGAUACUGGAUCCCGUCAUUAUAGCUGAUGUAUAUGGUCCAGAGGGACUUGAUUUUGUUGUUGAUGCGGGUGUUCGAGUGGCUGAUCCGUCUACUGUAGUUGAUAUGACUGAAAGUGCUCCUCGAAUUAUACGGCAGGGAAAGGGUCCUAAGCAGCCUUGGAUGAUAGCGGAAGAUGAUGAUUCUGCUGUAGAUGAAUAGAAUCCAUUGUUACCGCUCUUUAAGUAAGAAGUACUGCUUAAAAUGUACACUUCCUCAAGCCAGAGCUCUUGUACAGCACACAGAUAAGAUGGUGAAUCCCUUGUCGAUCUUGAACAGAGUCCAUUAGUCUUCAUUAGUGUAGAUUGCUGUAAAUACUCAAUGUGGUAAAUUGAGAAUCACAUAUAAUGUGUUGCUUGUCUUAAUUCUAAAGCAUGUAAUGAUCACUCUCUAUCAUUCUCUA
Messenger RNA from Solanum dulcamara, 1331 nucleotides. RefSeq lists its product as uncharacterized. The transcript has 9 exons. The record is from RefSeq and is a predicted model, not a curated record. The coding region runs from base 188 to 1090 and encodes 300 amino acids. Lineage: Eukaryota; Viridiplantae; Streptophyta; Magnoliopsida; Solanales; Solanaceae. Gene Ontology annotation, molecular function: double-stranded RNA binding.